Molecule: messenger RNA, 1155 nt
Organism: Rhineura floridana
Lineage: Eukaryota; Metazoa; Chordata; Lepidosauria; Squamata; Rhineuridae
Product: gastricsin-like
Exons: 9
Coding region: 1-1155 (384 amino acids)
Biological process (GO): proteolysis
Molecular function (GO): aspartic-type endopeptidase activity
Source: RefSeq, a predicted model, not a curated record
AUGAAGUGGGUGCUCCUGGUCUUGGCUUGCUUCCAGCUGUCAGAUGGACUAUUGAAGAAGGGCAAGUCGAUUCGAGAAGUGAUGAAGGAGGAGGGUAUGCUGGAAGAUUACUUGAAGCACCAUAAAUUUGACCCAGCCAAAAAGUACAUCUUCAAUGAAUACAACGUUGCUUUUGAACCAAUGGCAUAUAUGGAUGCAUCCUACUAUGGAGAAAUCAGCAUUGGAACUCCACCUCAGAAUUUCUUGGUGCUGUUUGACACUGGCUCUUCCAACUUGUGGGUGCCUUCUAUCUACUGUAAGAGCCAGGCAUGCACCAGCCAUGCAAGAUUCAAUCCCAGCCAGUCUUCCACCUAUUCCACCAAUGGGCAAACCUUCUACCUGCAGUAUGGUAGCGGCAACCUCGCUGGAUAUUUUGGCUACGACACCAUGAGGCUGCAGAACAUUGAUGUCACUAACCAGGAAUUUGGCCUGAGUGAAAAUGAGCCUGGCGCCAACUUCAUUUAUGCCCAGUUUGAUGGCAUCCUGGGCAUGGCCUAUCCUUCUCUGGCAGUUGGGGGUGCUACAAUUGCCUUAGAGAAAAUGUUGCAGGAAAACCUCCUUUCACAGCCAAUCUUCAGCUUCUAUCUGAGCUCCCAGCCAACCUCUCAGUAUAGUGGUGAGGUUGUCUUUGGAGGUGUAGACACUCGUCUCUACUCUGGAGAGAUCUAUUGGGCUCCAGUCACCCAAGAACUUUAUUGGCAGAUUGGAAUUCAAAAGUUUUCUAUUGGGGAACAAGCUACUGGAUGGUGCAGUCAAGGUUGCCAGGCUAUUGUGGACACUGGAACAGCCCUCCUCACUGUUCCUCAGCAGUACAUGGGAAAUUUCCUGAAAGCUGUGGGUGCUCAGCAAAAUCAGUAUGGAGAGUAUGCGGUUGAUUGCAGCACCGUUCAGAAUUUGCCCACUAUCUCCUUCACCAUCAAUGGAGUUUCCUUCCCUCUGCCUCCCAGUGCCUACAUCCUCAAUAACAACGGCUACUGCACAGUUGGGAUUGAGCCCACCUAUCUGCCUUCCCAAAAUGGGCAGCCUCUCUGGAUCCUGGGAGAUGUCUUCCUCAGACAGUACUAUUCGGUCUAUGACAUGGGCAACAAUAGGGUUGGCUUUGCUACUGCUGCCUAG